Molecule: messenger RNA, 3267 nt
Organism: Anastrepha ludens (Mexican fruit fly)
Lineage: Eukaryota; Metazoa; Arthropoda; Insecta; Diptera; Tephritidae
Exons: 3
Coding region: 1-3267 (1088 amino acids)
Molecular function (GO): nucleic acid binding
Source: RefSeq, a predicted model, not a curated record
AUGGCUCAACGAACGGUUUUCGGUUGGACGUUGUUUGGAAAUGUCGAUGGGUCCGAAUCCGCUUCGCUCGGUUUGCAGUCUUUGCAUUGUGAAGUUCAUUUAGAUCGAGCGCUCACUAGACUUUGGGAGUUAGAAGAAGCACCGAAAAAGGCCCACCUCACCUACGAAGAACGCUAUUGUGAAGAGUUUUUCGAAAAAACGCACAGAAGGUCACUUGACGGUCGAUUUAUAGUAGAGCUGCCGCUGAAAUCUGACGUACCCUUGGGAGCAUCACGAAGUUAUGCUGUUCGAAGUCUACUAAGCAUCGAAAAAAGACUUGCGCGAGAUGACGACCUAUGCCAACGCUACAAUGAGUUCAUGCAAGAACUCAUCGACAUGAAGCACAUGGAACUUGCACCACCGCCAACGGAUCAAACGUUCUAUAUGCCGCAUCACCCCGUUAUAAAAGAGUCAAGUGUGACGACUAAAUUGAGAGUCGUGUUCAAUGCGUCCGCCAAAACCACCACCGGGAAUUCGUUGAACGAUGCAUUAUUUGUUGGUCCCCAAUUGCAACCUGAUUUAUAUUCUAUUUUAACACGUUUCAGAACGCAUCGCUACGCAGUAACAGCGGACAUCGCGAAAAUGUACCGCCAAAUAUGCAUGUCCACGAAAAACCUCGAUCUACAACGCAUUGUCUGGCGUCGUGACCCGACGCUACCCAUUAGGGAUUAUCGCAUGUUGCGCGUUACUUAUGGCGUUGCCGCUGCGUCCUACUUAGCCGUUAAAUCGCUGCAACAAACCGCAAAAUAUUCGUCACACAUUUGUGAGAAGGCUGCUGCCGUCAUCCAUAAGGACUUUUACAUGGAUGAUCUCCUCACUGGUGCGUCUUCUAAAGAAGAGCUGCUAUGUUUACAACGAAACGUCUCCGAAAUACUGAAGGAAGGGGGUUUUGAACUUCGAAAAUGGGCGUCUAAUUGUGCGGAGCUUUUUGAAAAUGUUUCGAAUGCAUCAGAAAAUAUAUUACACUACCUAGUCGAUAGUAAAGAUGUCCAUGCCUUGGGCCUUAUAUGGAAUACAGAGGAGGACUACUUCACGUUCUCAGUUAAUCUGAAUCAACCACCCACUAUUUUAACGAAGAGAAAUUUCUUGUCUGAUGCUAGCACGCUUUUCGACCCACUGGGUCUGCUCGCUCCAGCGACCAUAAGAUCAAAGAUGUGGUUUCAGGAGAUCUGGCGUAUGAGUGUCGGUUGGGAUGACGUUAUUCCAGACUGCAUCGCAGCACAGUGGCGACAACAUCGCUCGGAAUUGCUACUGCUAUCAAGUUUAAAGAUAAGUCGCUGGUUUGGCACAGGAGCAGGGGAGUCGUUCACUGAGCUACAUAUUUUCGCUGACGCUUCCGAGCGCGCUUACGCUGCCGUAAUGUACGCGCGCACAUUACACAACGACGGCAGUAUUACUGUCGUGCUGAUAUCGUCGAAGACUAAGGUAGCACCGUUUAAAACAACAACCCUGCCGCGCUUAGAAUUGUGCGCUGCACAUCUUGCUGCUAAAUUGGCGCGAAGCGUGUUACAUAGCUGGGGUGAUCUCCGCUAUCCGAUCUAUGCUUGGACUGACUCAACUAUCACAUUGGCAUGGCUUCAGGCGCAUCCUAGUAAGUGGAUAACUUUCGUUGCCAAUCGCGUUGCUGACAUACAAGAAGUUUUACCGCCUGAAUGUUGGAACCAUAUCCGCUCUGAACUGAAUCCAGCAGAUUGCGCUUCUAGAGGUGUAACUCCGUCUGAACUACUGCAUCAAAAACUAUGGUGGUCUGGUCCUGAAUUCUUAAAAGGUCCUGACCAUUUCUGGAAGUUAUCACCUUCGCAACACACAACUCAGUUGGGCGUUCGUAGUAAGGUCGUCGCCCAUGCUACGAGCUCAGAUGACCACUGUCCUGUAUUGAUAAGACAUUCAUCGUAUUCCAAGCUGCGCCGCAUCAUUGCUUACGUGUUAAGGUUUUUCGUCAACGCUCGAGUUAAGACACGAAUCAACGCUGCUAAACGGGUCGGUCCUCCCUGCUGUCAAGAGAUAUCCGAAGCUGAACUGCGCUUGAUCAGCAAAAGAAAGCCGAUUCCGCUUCGGAGUAGUAUUUUGACAUUGCAGCCACAUCUCGAUGAGAAAAACGUCUUGCGAGUAGGAGGUAGGAUCAAGAACGCUGAAGUAGCUGCUGACGUAAGACAUCCGAUUAUCCUGCCAAAAAACUGCCCACUUGCGAAACUGAUCAUUCACGAUAUUCACGAAUUCACGUUACACGCUGGACCUCGCAUCAUGCAAACUAUCCUGCAACGUCGAUAUUGGGUUAUUGGCGCCCGCAGCCUAAUUCGUAGCACAUAUCGCAAAUGCGUAAAGUGCACCUGUCUCAACCGCAAUCUCGCCGCACAAUCAAUGGGGGAUUUACCUGCGAUCCGAACCACCUACGCACGCUGUUUCAUCCACGCUGCUGUCGAUUUUGCUGGACCAUACUCUUACAAGUUCACUCAUGGGAGAGGAGCGAAGGCCACCAAGGGCUAUAUUUGCGUUUUUAUUUGCAUGUGCACCGGGGCGAUGCAUUUAGAGUUUGUCGGAGAUCUAUCAACAUCGAGCUUCCUCAAUGCCUUUAAAAGAUUUGUAAGCCGCAGAGACUCUAACAUCGAAUGGCGUUUCAACCCUCCGUCCGCGCCUCAUAUGGGGGGGUACUGGGAGAUUGGCAUAAAAAGAGUCAAAUAUCAUCUGAAACGCGUUAUGAGCGAAAUUCUUCUGUCCUACGAAGAGUUCAACACGCUGCUGACAGAAGUAGAAGCCUGCAUCAACUCCCGUCCACUUUGUGACAAUUCUGCAGCCGCUGGUGAUGUAGAGGUACUUACGCCUGGUCAUUUCAUUGUCGGUGAACCGCUUAAAUCUAUCCCGGAGCCUGAGGGUCAAGGGCUCCGUGGAAAUCUGCGUCAGCGGUGGCAAGCGAUCUCUGCCAUGAGACAGCAUUUCUGGCGCCGUUGGAGAGACGAAUAUCUCGUCAGCUUGCAACGUCGUACCAAGUGGCUUCGCCCUUCACGCAACAUCGAAGAAGGUGAUGUAGUUGCAGUCUUCAACGAGCCUACCCCUCCGACGAAGUGGACGCUGGCACGUGUUAUUAAAUGCCACCCUGGCGCCGAUGGACGCGUGAGAGUGGUUACGCUGAAAACACCGCAUGGCGAAUUAGUUCGGCCCAUAGUAAAGCUCUGCCCUUUACCAACGAAAGAAGACUUGUUUCACGAAGAAACUACUAAUUCAUCAUAA